AUGGAGAGGUUGCUUGCUGAGAACGCGCGACUCAGCAAGGCACUGGAGGAGAUGCAAAGCAAAAUACAGUCUGUGGAAAGGCGGACUCGCCCAGCAUCCCUUGACGACGAGGCAAUGCAGCGCGUCAUGGUCUCCGUGGGCACUAUGCUUGAUGCGAGACUGGCGGGGGUCAUGAGCCGACUCCCGCCAGAGCCGAUCAUGCGUUCGCCACUUGCGGCGGACAGACGACGCGCGGAGGCGGAGGCUGCAAGCCGUGGGCCCAAGCCUGGGUACAACCAGGUUUUGAAGGCGGCCCCGGCCUCGAAGAUAGCACCGAAACCGGCGCCAAGACUGGCGCCGAAGCCGACCCCAAAGCCGGCUCCAAAACCGGCCAAGGGAAGGCGAAAAAGGCGACUGGCACCAGCGCCAGAAGAGGCGCCAACACCGGCACCGGCGCCACAAGAGGCGCCGGUAGCGGGUACGUCGGAGACUGUGGACGAUGGUUGGACCACAGUCUCCAACAAGUAG
This is a messenger RNA of Trichoplusia ni (cabbage looper), 507 nucleotides long. Its product is annotated as alpha carbonic anhydrase 8-like. The transcript has a single exon. The coding region runs from base 1 to 507 and encodes 168 amino acids. NCBI's taxonomy places the organism in Eukaryota, Metazoa, Arthropoda, Insecta, Lepidoptera, Noctuidae. The record is from RefSeq and is a predicted model, not a curated record.